Pochonia chlamydosporia 170 is the source of this 1278-nucleotide messenger RNA. RefSeq names its product ACC synthase. The coding region runs from base 1 to 1278 and encodes 425 amino acids. Gene Ontology annotation, molecular function: transaminase activity; pyridoxal phosphate binding. NCBI's taxonomy places the organism in Eukaryota, Fungi, Ascomycota, Sordariomycetes, Hypocreales, Clavicipitaceae. The transcript has a single exon. Gene Ontology annotation, biological process: biosynthetic process; amino acid metabolic process. The record is from RefSeq and is a predicted model, not a curated record.
AUGGCGAUGUCAAGGAGAGCCGUGGAGACAUACCAAAAUGUCCCAACAACAGACCAACUCAUGAAGAUACUCAGCAAUCUCUACGAUGCGGACACCAACCCAGAUGGCUACGUGAGCCUGGGGAUCGCGGAAAACACCCUAAUGCACGAUGUGCUGAUCGACCACAUGCACAAGAAUAUGAACAUUCCCAAAAUCGCACUUACCUACGGUGACGGGUUUCAAAGACUCAAAAAUGCGGUUGCGCGGUUCCUCACCAAGCACUUUAAGCCCGUCACGCCCAUUGAGCCGUCGAAUAUCCACAUUAGUAAUGGUCUGACGCCGGCUAUUCAGAAUGUUGCGUGGGCGACUGCUGAUCCUGGCGAUGCGUUCCUCUUGGGGCGGCCGUACUAUGUGGCCUUUAAGCCGGAUGUAAGUCGGCGUACUGGCGUUGAAGUCUUGCCAGUUUCGUUUGGGGAUCUGGACCCGAUGGGCGUGGAUGCCGUGCAAAAGUACGAGGAUGCGAUCCUGAAGGCCAAAGAGCGUGGUCAGCGCAUUGCUGGUAUCAUCUUGGCUCACCCCCAUAAUCCCCUUGGACGAUGUUACCCCCACGAAACCCUCGUUGCGUUUAUGAAGCUGUGCCAAAAGUACCAAAUCCAUCUUAUAUCUGAUGAAGUGUACGCCUUGUCAGUGUUUGAGAACAGAGUGGACAAGGAUGCAGCUGCCGUCCCUUUUGAGUCUAUCUUGUCGAUAGAUCCCACGGGAUUAAUUGACCCAAGCCUGAUCCAUGUGCUCUGGGGCAUGUCCAAAGACUUUGGAGCAAACGGUCUGCGAAUGGGCAUCACAAUCACGCAACAUAAUCCAAACAUGCAGGCUGCGUUGAUGUCCGUGUUUGAGUUCUCAUGGACAUCAUCGCUGUCUGAUCUCGUGACGGCCAAUGCGCUCGAAGACGAUGCCUGGGUAGAGAGCUACAUCAAGGAGAACCAGAAGAAGCUAUCAGAGCACCAUGAGCGAGUACUCCUGUGGGCUAAAAAGAACGAGAUAGAGUAUUCACCCGGGAGCAAUGCCGGUUUCUUCGUAUGGGCGAACCUGGGGGCAGCGUAUAAAAAGUACCACACCGGCGAGAUUGAGAACCUGGAUAAAACCGUCAUUGAUGCCCUGUUGGCGAACAAGGUUUUCCUGGCGGACGGUAUUGCAUUUGGGGCCGAGGAACCCGGGUGGUUUAGAAUUAUAUUUACACAGGAGGCGGGAUAUCUAGACGAGGGACUGCGGCGUAUCAUGCUUGCUAUCAAGGGGGAAUAA